Molecule: messenger RNA, 2507 nt
Organism: Hibiscus syriacus
Lineage: Eukaryota; Viridiplantae; Streptophyta; Magnoliopsida; Malvales; Malvaceae
Exons: 9
Coding region: 123-2507 (794 amino acids)
Source: RefSeq, a predicted model, not a curated record
AACGGCAUUAGUUCCUCACUGAUUUCAGUUCACCAAUCCAAUCUUCAUCCAAGUAAAAGUUAGGGUUUUAUAUUUUACCUAAUCCCUGAAAUCCUAUAACAAAUGAAAGGAUUUAGAUCAAAAUGAAGAGAAGAUCUCACGAAAUUAAUCCCGAAGAUCCAUCUCCAAUUCGAAUUUCAUCCCCUGCAGCUCAGCCCAAAGUUAGGAUCCCUGUAAACCUACCCGAUUCCCGAUCAAAUCGAGCUGAUGGCCCUAAAACUUCCGAGUUUGCGUUUUUCAAGAAACUGAAGAAAGACGCGGGCAAAAGAUUUGAUUCACAUUCAAUGCAGAGGGUCAAAAACCCUACACACAAGUUGAAUUCCAGCGAAUGUUGUAGAGGAGUAGGUAGGUUUAAGACAGAGGCGACCAGAAUAGUUAGGAACAUAUCUAAGUCCUCGGAGGGGACCAACAUUGCUAGAAAUUGCUCUAAGGAUUUUAGGUCCCCAUUGCCUGCCGCAAAGGCUAGCUCUGAGCUGGGAUCAUUGUUGUCUAUUGAAAAAGUCAACUCUAAGGACUCAAGAUCACUGUUGCCUAUUAACAAUGUGACAGAUAUCAGCUUGGAUCCACUCCCCUCUCUGGUUGAUAGAGCAGUGAGUAAUUCAGACGUCAAUUUAAAGAAUGACUUUACGGCUGUUGAGCCUAUAUUCAGCUUAGAAGAUUGGUUAGAGCAGCAUAGUGACAACAAGAAGCCAGGAGGGUCUUAUUCUGAUCAGACGGAGUUAUUUUCUAAAAAGAGACGCAAACUUUUUCAAUGGGCUUGUAACUCAUUUCCUGAGAUAGAGAAACUCCACACCAAGGGGUAUGACGUCAUUUCAACGCUGCUUAGUCGGCUUUUUCCUAGGAGCAAUGAGAAGGAUGGUUACAGAAGUGCAGAGUCUGCACAGUUGGAGAGCAAUACCAAAUCUGAGUUAUUGGCCUGCCCCAGGUCUUCUGUUCCUUCCACUAAACUUGAUAGGCUUCCAACGAGGAAGAACUUAGAAGUUCAAGAUACACUGUCAUACUUGGGAAAUGGUACAUCAUCUUAUUGGCCAGACAUAUUGAGAGAAACCAACAUCUCUAAUAUCGACUCUACAAUCUAUAACAAUCACAGCGCUCUUCAAAAGAAAUUGGAGUUACCUACCUGCAAACUAAGAGAGAAAAAUCUGACCUCAUUCAUUGACAGUGACUCCACUUUAGGCUUUCCAUUUGUGAGACAUGGAUCUUUUCUACCGUUUAUUUCUUCCAAAGAGCCAGAUAAUUUGCUUGACCCAAAUGGAUCUUUACCUGCGAGAGAGAAUCUGUUGCCGCUGCUUGAAUGGGAUUCCUUAUAUGGUACAUCAUCUUACUGGUCAGACAGUUCAACGGAGACUAUGCACUCUAUCUACUCUCCACCAUAUAACAAUGACUGCACCCUUCAAAAUAAUUUAGAGUCACCUAGCUUUGAACUAAGAGAGAAAAAUCUCAACAACUUCAUUGAAGGUGACUCCAGUUUUGGCUUUCCAUUUGUGAGACAUGGAUCUUUUGUACCAUUUAGUUCUUUCAAAGAAUCUGAUGAUUUGCAUGAUCCAAUUGGAUCUUUUCCUGGAAGAGAGCCACGAUUUCCGCUGCUUGAAUGGGAUUCUAUAAACAUGAAUAAAAGGAGCUCAUCAGCUACUUUCCAUAAUACAAAGUGGACCGUAGUUCCUGCAUUACAAUGUCCAUGGGAUCAUCAGCAAAGUCUAAAUAUUCCAUUUAGCUCUUUCAAAAACUUAGAUGAUUCACAAGAUCCAGUUGAAUCUUCUCCUGGAAGAGAGACACAAUUACCGCUGCUCGAGUGGCAUUCUAUAGACGUAAAUGAAAGUAGCUUAUCAUCUACAUGUCCGAAUACAAAUUGGACCUUGAUUCCAGCUGUACAAAGUUCAUUGAACCAUUGGCAAAGUCCAAAUAACUGGUGUGAAUCAUUUGGUGCUCUUGGGUUGUGUUCAGCACCUGUAAUAAGAAAUUAUCCCCGAGAUUUUCAUGCAUUAGUGUCUCCCACCAGUGCCAGUUACGACAAAUAUGAGUUUGGGAGAUCUAUUUUAAACACAGAGGAAGAAAUUGCAGAUUUGCAUCAUCUUCCUUUGACCUUAUCACAUUCAUCGAAGUGCCUUAAUCUCAUUGCAGAUUGUAAUCAUUAUGAAAUUGCAUGUCAAGGCAGUGAGACUAGUGACAUUCUCCCAUCUCUUGAAAAUCACCUUGGCUUCAUGAACAAUGCUUUGGUUGAAGAGAAUAAAACUCCUGAUUAUAGGAGCCUUAUUAACUGCAAUGAAGAUAUGCUAGACAUCCAUGACCAGGUGCAAAGAUCAGGAAACACUGCCAUGGUUAAAACUUGCUCCAACCGCAUGGCCGUAUUCAUCUGUCGCAGAAAAUGCAGGUCGCAGAUAACCAUAAGAGUAAACUCGGAAUAUGGCUCCAUAAUUGUGGCAGUUUCUUCUGUUGAUUGCUCGGAAGCAUGCAGUGGGGAACUGUGA